Messenger RNA from Drosophila persimilis, 1412 nucleotides. RefSeq names its product receptor expression-enhancing protein 2. NCBI's taxonomy places the organism in Eukaryota, Metazoa, Arthropoda, Insecta, Diptera, Drosophilidae. The coding region runs from base 22 to 888 and encodes 288 amino acids. Gene Ontology annotation, cellular component: endoplasmic reticulum membrane; cytoplasmic microtubule; endoplasmic reticulum tubular network. The record is from RefSeq and is a predicted model, not a curated record. The transcript is spliced from 2 exons. Gene Ontology annotation, biological process: endoplasmic reticulum tubular network organization. Gene Ontology annotation, molecular function: microtubule binding.
AACAACGGAAAGAAACGCAAGAUGUGUGUCUUCAGCUGUGCAGCGUGGGUUCUCUUUUACAUAUACGGGACCAUUUUGCCGGCCUUUUACACAUUCAAGGCUGUGUCGAAUGGCACUCAAAAGGACCUCACGCCCUGGGCUAAGUAUUGGAUUGUGUAUGCCUUCAUUGCAACCUUUGAGGUGCUGGCCGAUAUGUUUAUCUCGUGGGUUCCACUGUAUGGCAUCACCAAAAUGGCGUUGAUAUUUUGGAUUGGUCACACGGCGCCAGCUGCCAAUGUGUGGAUUUUUAAUUCGAUCCUGGGUCCAUUGCUCUUUAAGCAUCAGAAGCAGAUCGAUCACUUCUUGCAACGGGGCAAGCAGCAGAUGCUAAACGAGUUCUUCAUUUGGGCAACGCAGAUUAUCAUCCGAAGCCGAAAGACUGUACUGCCCCUUAUCUGCGGCGUUUUUAAACGCUCUGGGAAUUCCAUUGGAAUGUCGCAAGAGGCCACUGAUGCAGACGGUCUGGAGGAAUGCGAGUUGUCAAAUAACCGGGAAGCUGUCCCCAAUAUAUAUCCUGACCCCGAAAUGUAUGCUGAAAAACUGACUUUAUCGUCAGCCGUAGCCGUAGCCGGUACACCGGUGGCUCACUCGUCUAAGGAUUCAUCUGGCGAGCUGGAUAAGAAAAAUGGCUUGCCUACGGAAUCAUCCGGGACCUCUCUAAGCCGCGGCCACCGCAAGCGUUUGUUGCGUUCCUCCAAUACGAAGAAUGAAAUUGAGGAUCUACCGGCAGUACCAAUUCCGAAGGAAGAAGAUAACGAAGAAACAGAGGAUCUGCUAGCCAAGUCACAAAAGGAGGGCAAUGGCUGGACAUUCAGACAAUUUUUGAAUCCUCGAAGCAGUAAAUUUUAAUCAGUCCUAACUUUCUACGCUAUUCAAGUACAGUACCUAAGAUCAAAUCGUCGUCAAAAUGUUCGGUACUCAUUCAACCAAAACAAAAAACUCAACUACGCAGAAACACACAAUUUGAAUCAAAAGCUAAUAUCAAACUCACCGAAACUGGACGCUUAGGCCAAUGUAAUACCUUGGCGAUCAGGCUCAUCUCAACCACAUCCCUUUUUACUGCAUAGAGACGGCACCGCGAAAAGUUUGCGAACUUUUCAUCAACAGCAAAGCACUGGACAUUGGUGAACUUGGCAAUACCACGGACCUAAGAAGAUCAGAUUCGUAAAUCGAAACAUAACCAGAGGUGAGUGCUCCAAACUUGCCUGGAGAAUAUGCCAAAGCCCAAUCCAAACGAAGAGGUGGCCCCACAAAGUGGCCAUAACCGAAGACAGGGAAAAACUCUUUAUGACUGAACCAAUCAGUCUUCAAAACGAAUGUGAUGUGCCAUCGAAAACCAAUUCAUGCGAAAAAUAAAGCUGAUACAAAUCAAA